This is a messenger RNA of Cololabis saira (Pacific saury), 3123 nucleotides long. RefSeq names its product GATA binding protein 3 (gene gata3). Lineage: Eukaryota; Metazoa; Chordata; Actinopteri; Beloniformes; Belonidae. Gene Ontology annotation, cellular component: nucleus. Bases 468 to 1793 code for a protein of 441 amino acids. Gene Ontology annotation, biological process: cell fate commitment; negative regulation of transcription by RNA polymerase II; embryonic organ development. The transcript has 6 exons. Gene Ontology annotation, molecular function: RNA polymerase II cis-regulatory region sequence-specific DNA binding; zinc ion binding; DNA-binding transcription factor activity, RNA polymerase II-specific. The record is from RefSeq and is a predicted model, not a curated record.
AGCACGAGCCACACAGAGCGAGAGGGCAGAGAGAGAGAGAGGAGAGCUGCGGAGUUUAAUGGAGAGGGCUACAACUGCGCACAAACACAGAUUUGAUCAGUGAGUUUAACUUGCUGCUGCUGGUCAGUGUGCACCGAAGCCACCCGCUGCAAACAAGCCCUACUUUACUUGCUGAAUUUGCGCUAAAACAGACUUUUUCUCCUGAGAGAUUUCUUUUUUUCUGUGAGGAAGAAGUUGAGGAACUCUGUGUUGGACUGGAUUCCAUUUUGGACGUAUUUAUGUGACAGCACCUUUGUUGCGUGUGUAAUGCGGGGUGAUCGGAAACCAGCGCGGAACCUGUGGAUUUAACGCAAACGGGAUUUUGGACUGAUUAUUUCUUAUCUUUUGACUUGUGCCGAUUGGUUUCGGCGUACAUGAACAGCCGCUAAAGAAAAACUGAAUUUAAAAAAAGAGAUAAACACAGAGCAAUGGAAGUAAGUGCGGAUCAGCCCCGAUGGAUGAGCCAUCAUCCCGCGGUGUUGAACGAGCAGCAUCCCGGCUCACAUCACCCGGGCCUCAGCCACUCAUACAUGGACCCUUCGCAGUAUCCCUUGGCUGAAGAUGUGGAUGUACUCUUUAAUAUCGAUGGACAGGGGAACCACGUCUCUCCUUAUUAUGGAAACUCUGUCCGAGCCGUCCAGAGGUACCCUCCUCCUCCACACAGUAGCCAGGUGUGCCGUCCCUCGUUACUGCACAGCUCCCUGCCCUGGCUGGAGGGGAGCAAAGGCAUCGCCCCGCACCACAGCAGCUCCCCCUGGAACCUGAGCCCUUUCCCCAAGAACCCCCUGCACCACGGCUCCCCGGCCAGCCUGUCCGUCUACCCUCCGGCCUCCUCCACGUCCCUGUCCACCGGCCACUCCAGUCCGCACCUCUUCACGUUUCCCCCCACCCCUCCCAAAGACGUGUCUCCGGACCCCGGCAUAUCCACGCCGGGCUCCAGCAGCUCCGGCAGGCAGGAGGACAAAGAGUGCAUAAAGUACCAGGUGACCCUGGCCGAAAGUAUGAAACUCGAAUCAGCUCACAGCCGGAGCGUGGCGUCAAUCGGAGGAGGCUCAGCCUCUGCCCACCACCCCAUCGCCACAUACCCACCCUAUGAAUACGGCCCAGGCCUCUUCCCACCAAGUAGCCUGAUAGGUGGGUCAUCUUCUAGUUAUGGUUCCAAAACAAGACCAAAAACAAGGUCCUGUUCAGAAGGUAGAGAGUGCGUGAACUGUGGGGCCACGUCGACUCCCCUGUGGAGGCGGGACGGUACGGGUCACUAUCUGUGUAACGCCUGUGGACUCUAUCACAAGAUGAACGGGCAGAAUCGCCCUCUCAUCAAGCCCAAGCGGCGGCUGUCCGCAGCCAGGCGGGCGGGGACGUCAUGUGCUAACUGUCAAACGACAACGACGACGCUGUGGCGGAGAAACGCCAACGGGGACCCGGUGUGCAACGCCUGCGGCCUCUACUUUAAACUGCACAAUAUCAACCGACCUCUGACCAUGAAGAAGGAAGGCAUCCAGACCCGGAACAGGAAGAUGUCCAGCAAGUCCAAGAAGAGCAAAAAGUCCCAGGACAACAUGGAUGACUUCUCCAAGAGCCUGAUGGACAAGAGCAGCUCGUUCAGUCCGGCUGCCCUGUCCCGCCACAUGUCCUCCUUCCCUCCCUUCUCGCACUCGGGCCACAUGCUGACCACGCCCACACCCAUGCACCCAUCUUCAAGCCUUCCCUUCGCCCCCCACCACCCCUCCAGUAUGGUCACAGCCAUGGGUUAAGGCUCCACGCACCAGCUCCUGAACCCCCCGGGCCUCGUGGCCUCCACCACCACCAAAACACCCUUCGGUACCUUCGCUGACCUGCUUCCACAUCCUCAAAGACAAACAGACUGCUCCUUGGUUCGACCUGAGCUCCAACCGCCUCACCGCCAAGACACGGCGUGAGAGCGACGGGCUCCUUUUUCCUCGGUUCUUUCUUAUUUUUUACAAAAGUGUACCUCUGCGAUGUGAAUGCUUUGCAGACUUGACCGUGGCGCAACCUGUAAGAGAGAACAUUUCUCCACGAUCGCCACCACGAUGAGGCUGUCCUCCCAGCCGACACACACGAUACGGAGCUCCAUUUGUGUACAAAAAGCCAUUUUUCACCCACAACACCAACAAAACAGACAUUACGUGAACUUUUACGACGCCCUCUCCCUGAAAAGAAAAAAAGAAAAGAAAACAAGAAAAAAAAACCUGCCUCUCUUCACCUUGCACCUGUGUAACAGGAACCCCCUCCCCAAUACCCUUCUUCUACUUCUACUUCUUCUUCUUCUUCCUUCUUCUUCCUUCUUCUUCUUCUUCUCCUUCUUCAGCUGAAGACGAGGGGAGACUGAAUAUAUUUGUACAAAUUGUAUGAAAUACAGUACAUUAAAUGAAGACUUUUUAAUUGAGUAAGGAAAAAAAAAAGCAAACAUGCCCCAGGGCAGCUAAUGACAAGAAGGGUACAAGUUGCAGCAGGUGGAGAGGCGCUCUGCCUUUCGGAGCGAAGAGGAGGAGAUGCCUCCAUCACCUGGAGGAGAGAAAAGAACGGAGCGAGAGGAGGUUAGAAGACGAGAGGGAAAGACCUUUGCGAAAGGGCAGGCCUCGCGUUUUGCCUGCAUGAAUUGUGUUGCAUUAAGUUUGCAGGGAGUCAGCGGCUCUGGCUGCGGGCCUCUCUCUCUUCUUCUUUGAUUUUUAUUUUUUAUUUGAUUUUCUUUUUUGGAUGUGCUAUAGGUCUCGGGCAAUUGGUUUGUGUUGAAGCGCGCACAUACACGCUCACGCACUCAUGUACACACAAACACACACACGCACACAUGUACACAGACCCACAUACACACCUGAUCACCUGAAAGACUCUUCCUGCCCACAGAUUAUAUGCAUUGUGAAAAAAGUUCCUGUAUUUGUUAUUUGUAUGUAUAAAUCAGAGUACCAAAAAUACGAAAGAAACAAAGAUGUUGAAUUAUUUCUUUAUGUUAUGCAGACUGAAUAGUUGUAAAAAUUUAAUAAUAAUCACUAGUGUAAAAUAUGACUGCUUUUUUUGUUUCGUAAUUUUUUUUCCUCUUUGAAAAUAAUAAACUAGUUUAAUCUC